Molecule: messenger RNA, 891 nt
Organism: Ipomoea nil (Japanese morning glory)
Lineage: Eukaryota; Viridiplantae; Streptophyta; Magnoliopsida; Solanales; Convolvulaceae
Product: disease resistance response protein 206-like
Exons: 1
Coding region: 88-660 (190 amino acids)
Source: RefSeq, a predicted model, not a curated record
UGUCUUGGAUACUACAUUCCUCACACCACACUUCAUUAACUACUUACUACUACAAACUUUAUACCCUUUCUUUUUAGUGCUAAGAAAAUGACAACAUCAAGAAAUCCCAAUAUUUUCACUCUUUUUUGCCUCUUUUUCUUCCUAAUUUCAGUCUCCUCUACACACCCAAUGGGCAGGAAGAAGCCAUACAAGCCAUGCAAGAACCUAGUCUUGUACUUCCACGACGUCAUCUACAACGGCCAAAACGCCGCUAACGCCACCUCCACCAUUGUCGGAGCCCCGCAGUGGGGCAACUACACCAUCCUCGCCACCCAGUUCCACUUCGGCAACGUCGUCGUUUUCGACGACCCCAUCACUUUAGACAACAACUUCCACUCCACGCCGGUGGGGAGGGCCCAAGGGAUGUACAUGUACGACACCAAGAAUACUUACACGGCUUGGCUUGGGUUCUCUUUUGUGCUUAACACUACGGAUUCUCAAGGGAGCAUAAAUUUCAUUGGCGCAGACCCAUUGAUGAAUAAGACUAGGGAUAUAUCGGUGGUGGGUGGCACCGGCGACUUCUUCAUGCACCGCGGCGUCGCCACCGUCAUGACCGACGCCUUUGAAGGCGAGGUUUAUUUCAGACUUCGCGUGGAUAUCAAAUUCUACGAGUGCUGGUAGUGAAAUAUAAUUUCAUAGUCCACACCCUAUAAUUGUAAAAUAGGGUUUCAAUAUAAUUGCCUUUUUCAUAUUUAUGAAAACAAGUUAUAUGUAUGCGUACGUACGGCACAACUUAUGUGGUACAAUGUUAGCCUCGUCCGAUGACUACCUUUGUAUGUCUGUGCCUAUUUCUCUGUGUUUUCCAAGGUAACAAAAUUUGGAAUAAAAUUGAAGAGUUACUUUUUUUUUCCC